AUGGGACGGUCGACGGCACAAGCGUAUUAUAAUAGAGCUUGGUGGAGACGACAACAGGUCGAAGCGGUGAAACAUGAAGCGCUCGCGUUAACAACCCAAACGCCCGUUUUGUUUACGAUUUAUGUGAAUCGAACGGCGGCUCUUAAAUCCGACGCGCCCGGCAUACAAAUGAGUCAGAUUUACGGGAAACGACAAGAUGUUGACGAUCUUUUUGAUGAU
Molecule: messenger RNA, 219 nt
Organism: Mesorhabditis belari
Lineage: Eukaryota; Metazoa; Nematoda; Chromadorea; Rhabditida; Rhabditidae
Source: the annotation of a GenBank genome assembly